AUGGCAAUCUUCCAAAAGGCAAUCACUGCACUGCCGUCUCCAUGUCUGCAGGUCAUGACGCCUCCUGGCAGCCCACCUCAGGAGUCGUCCUCACAGAGCACGGAUAAGGAUGACCUCAAGCAACUUUUUGUCAAUGCUAUCCGACAGGUGUUGUCGGAGAUGCCUGUUGUGCCUAGCUCGUCGCCUAAGACAUCCGAGCUCACCACUGCCAGCCUGCUUAUGGAUCUUCUGGAGGUCUUUCAGUCCACUCCAUCUUCCGCUGCUACUACCGGGCACUCGCCAUCAGCGCCUAUUGGUAUCGAGAAGGACAACCAUCUUCAACUGCCUCUGGACAGUAAGGGCAGGACACCCCCUAACAGCCCCUGCAUCACACCGUUGGAGACUGUCGCAAGAAUAGGCCAACUGAAAGAGUCCACUGGCCUCCUUGUUCCUUCUACCGAUGACCCGAGUGCAUAUUUGAUCUAUGCAGAUGAGUCACAAGAUACUGCAAGGAACCGCGAGGUCUCUGGAAAUCCGAAAUUAUCAGUCACUGGCAACAACGUUGAUGUUGCGAGUUCGCCAGAUGUUGGACCACUGAAAGAUGGCCAAUCGACGCUGAGCGCGGUUGAUAUAACUGUCGCAGAUGGAGAACGGCUGGUGGCAGGCGAUUGGCUGUCAAAUGUGGAGAAGAGAGAAACUCGUGGAUGCCCCUCAGGACCCUUUGGCACCUCAACGCCUUACCUGUUAGGGAACGCUGCCAAAACGAGAAACCAGGCUGACUCUUCAGACACGGCAGAUGGUCUUGACCUUUGUGAGGCUCGUGAUGUGGAAUCUGAAGAUCUUAGGGGUGACCAUCAGGGUAUUUCCUAUCUAGAAGACUCCCAUGUUCCCUCGGAGCCUGUUACAAUGGACUAUCAAACAGCUUCCGGUGGCGCGGAAAAUGGUCCUGCUGGACCUGAGAAGAAGGCAGAGAACAAUCACAAUAGCAAUGACAAAAGGAUUCUGGCCUCCAGGAUGGAAUACAAGACCAUUAACAAAGCAUAUGUCCAGCACUCUGGGAUUCAAAGGCAUAUAAGUAUAAGAUUGUCGAAUCCCCUCCCCCACAGGAUGUGA
Messenger RNA from Aspergillus novofumigatus IBT 16806, 1092 nucleotides. RefSeq lists its product as uncharacterized. NCBI's taxonomy places the organism in Eukaryota, Fungi, Ascomycota, Eurotiomycetes, Eurotiales, Aspergillaceae. Bases 1 to 1092 code for a protein of 363 amino acids. The transcript has 5 exons. The record is from RefSeq and is a predicted model, not a curated record.